Molecule: messenger RNA, 2287 nt
Organism: Thrips palmi
Lineage: Eukaryota; Metazoa; Arthropoda; Insecta; Thysanoptera; Thripidae
Exons: 4
Coding region: 274-624 (116 amino acids)
Source: RefSeq, a predicted model, not a curated record
GUACUAGUUGCAUUUAUUUUUCAUCAUUCGUUUGUUGACCGCUGUUGUCUUCUGGUUUGUAUUGUGAUUCUGUUUAUUUUCAGAAGCUUAUUAAGUUGAUGAUUGCAACAGUCAGCAGCAGUGACAUUUACUUAAUGUUAACCUCGCCAGACAUCGUGUUCUUGCCGUUUUCGCCGAAAAAUUUAAAUUAAAUCUUCCGACGAUUAUUGUCUAUCCAGACUUCCCUAUUAGCCCAAGAGGCUAAUAUUCAAGAGUUCUAGUUUUGUGUUUGGAAUGACUGAACAAGGCCCUACCAUUAAGGUCCACUGUGGGUCGAACCUCGUUUUCUCCUGCUCCAAACCAGCAAAAGAUUCAGAGUCUGGGGGGAAGACUGCUGCACUUGUGUCAUCUCUGAAGGAAGCACAAGUACGUGUUAACCAGUUUCUGACCGAACUUGUGGAGAAAAGUGGAUCAUCAAACUCAAAUAAAGGAGGUGAUGAUGAAGCUAGUGAUGAGGAAGACGAAGAGGCAGAUGAGGAUUCCUGUGGCAAGUUAUCUGAAGCUAUGAAACGAAAACUAGAAGGGAAUGAGUUGAGUUCAAAUACAAGUAAAACUGAUAGGAAAAGAACAAAGACCCAAACUUAGCAGCCAAUAAAAAACACUAUCAUAAUAAUUUUUUUUAUUAAUUUUAGCACAAAGAUUUUCUUUACAACUUUACAGCAGUGGUCACACAUUUAUUUUUCCUUUGGGCCGUAGUCAUCUUAGGUUCACACAUUAUGUAGUUUUACAAUCCCAUAUGUGCCUCAUACAGUUUUUAGAAAGCAAAGGAAAGUUUGGCCUGCCUCAUAAUCCUCGCAUCUUGUUUGUUUUUCUUAUUUUUUUGUGUUAAGUAGGGUUGCAGCAUGAGAUAAUUAUCUCAUGGUUGCAGUAACCCCUUUAAAGCAUGCUUGUAUUUUUUUAUAAAUACAUGUGUGUAUCAGUAAAAAAGUGAUUGGAAAUACAUUAUACAUCAAUAACAAUCCCUCACACCCAUCAUUUUAUCAUUUUUCCAGUUUGAUUGCGGUUCCCCCUCUUAUUCUCCUCCAUGCUGAAAUAUAGAAAGUAGAUAAGACAACAAAUUUUCCUACUUAUGUACAUAUUUUAAUGAGGAAAUUGGCAUGUACACAUAAAUGAGCUGUACAUUAGGUCAGCAGCAAAUAUUGGAUUGAUUUGAGGGGUUAUUGUGUCUCUUUUUGAACCCUAUUUACACAUGUUGGAAGAAGUAGAAGUAAUGUAAAUUUUUAGGUGGACAAUAGUCAAAAACUCUGUAUAUUUGUGGGAAAAACGCACAUGACUUCAUCUUCAACCUUUUCUUUUGCUACGGAGAAUGAGGAAGAAAUGAAUUUGCUUCAGAUGUCUUGCCCAAGUUGAGACAACCCUAUUCCAUUGCACCAGUCAGAUUAUUGUGUAUGCUUGAUAAGGAUUCUGUUUCUAACAUAGGUCAAGUUCUCUUUUUAAAAAUUAGAUCAAAUUUUCUAGCUGGUUUCGUUUGUAAUGAGAUCAACUGGGUCACAAUAUCUUUCAAAUUUUUCAAUUUGUCUUGGAGAAUUUAGUUUGAAACAUGUCUGUCACGUUACUUGUGUGAACUUUUUUUUUGUUUAAACCUCUAGAGGUUUAUUUUACCUUAAUUCUGAAUUACAAAUAUACAUACUUAAUGUAACAUACUUGUAGAAAAAUCACAAGAAUAAAGUCUUCUUCGAUUGCACGCUAAACAAUACAGAUUAAGAUUAAAUGUAAUCUUGAAACUUUGGAAGGGGAAAUUGAAUAUACAACUGAAAUUACUGCAGUCUUGCAUUAUAAUUGGCAGAGAGAAUUUCAUUUCAAGAGUUCCCUACAUUGGCUGUGUAAUAUUGAGUGUACUGCUUUUAGAAACAUUCUGAAGGCUCUGCCAAUUAUAAGUACAAUUCAGAGUAUUUUAAUAUGUCGCAUGCUUGCAUUAAUAAGGUUUAAAAUAGUAUGGUAAUAAGUUGCAGAACAAUUUUGAGGUCUCUGUGAUGUCCAUUGCUUCUUAAUUAUCACUAGGUAAACACAGCAUUUGUAAGGUUGCCCUACAAAAUUUAAAGCUUCAAGAUGCAUCUCUCAUUCCUUACCACAACUGAUAGAUAGUUGCAACUUUGUGUAUCCCCUAGAAAUAUGAUCUGGUAAUGUCCUGUGUUCGAGAGCAAUCCGCUCUCAUCUUUUGGCUCGGUAAUUUGUUGAUUGAUAUGUCAAAUGUUCUUUUUUUUAACCAAUAUUCAAUAAAACAUCAAUACUGAAUGAUUAAGAUUUA